AUGGCGGACUGGACCGCCGCCAGCGGAAAUGAGACGUGGUACGGCAACGCGACGUCGCCGACGUCUGACACGUCACUGCGCGACCUGGCGGCGGGUUACGACGCUGACCUGCUCACCUUCUGGCUCUACCACAUCUGCGCUCCCGUCGUCGUCGCCCUGGGACUCGUCGGCAACACGCUCAACCUGGCCGUGCUCUGGUGCAGUAAGGACCUCGUCUUCGUACCGUACGUGUACCUGCGCGCGCUCGCGAUAGCCGACUUCUGCGCGAUGCCCGUCUACAGCGCAUACCUGUUCUUCGCGCUGUCGCCGACCGCGUCCGAGCGCGUUCCCGCCGUCGCGCUCUACCUCGCGCACGCGCACAUGCCCAUCUUCAACUCGCUGAUGGGGGCCAGCAGCCUGCUCGUGAUGGCCGUGACGCUGGACCGCUGGUGGGCGAUCUGCCACCCGCUGCGCGCGCUCUCCUGGCGCACGCCGCGCGUCGUCGCCGCCGCCUCCGCGGGGUUGUUCGCCGCCGCCUUCCUCAUUCACGUGCCCGAGUGCUUCCAGUACCGCGUCGUCGCGCUCGGCGGCGUCGGCGGCGCCAACACGACGCUCUACGUGCUGCAGUGGAACCACGAACUGCACGAGAGCGUCUGGUACGGCGUCGUGUGGCCGUGGUGCGAGGCGAUCGUCUGCCGCGUGCUGCCCGUCGUCUGCGUGAUCGUGCUCAACCCGCUCAUACUGCGCGCCUUCCGCGCCGGCCUGCGCAACCGCAAGACCCUCUCGCCGACCAUCUCCGCGCGCAAGGAGCGACGCGAGCGCGCCGAGCAGCGCCACCUGGCGGCGCUGCUCACCAUGCUGUCGGCGACGUUCGUCGUCUGCACGGUGCCGAUGACGACGUUGACGCUGGUGGACCGCAUGGUGCCGCAGGAGCGGCGCGAGCGAUUCGCCUUCUACCCCGGCCUCAGCCACGUCGCGAACAUCGUCGAACUCGUCAACGUCUCCGUCAACUUCUACCUGUACAGCGUCAGCAACACGAACUUCCGCAAGGCGUGCCUGAGCGUGUUCGCCCCCUGGUGUCGGCCGCUGCGCGGGUUCGCGCGCCGCCCGACGUUCACGUCGAGCGACCGACGCAGCGGCAGCAUGGUGUCGCACGUCAGCGUCAGCCGCACCGACACGACCGCCAGGGGGCGCCAAUCGGUGGUAGCGGCGUCGCUGCGGCAGAAGGCGGUCGCCGACGGUGGCGCCCCGCCGUUGGCGAUCGAGUCUUACUGCUGA
Molecule: messenger RNA, 1257 nt
Organism: Priapulus caudatus
Lineage: Eukaryota; Metazoa; Priapulida; Priapulimorpha; Priapulimorphida; Priapulidae
Product: probable G-protein coupled receptor AH9.1
Exons: 1
Coding region: 1-1257 (418 amino acids)
Biological process (GO): G protein-coupled receptor signaling pathway
Cellular component (GO): membrane
Molecular function (GO): G protein-coupled receptor activity
Source: RefSeq, a predicted model, not a curated record